AUGGCCGCAAAGUCCCACCAGCGAGGCAACACCACCGAGUACCACUACUGGGGUUACUCGUUUACCUGGACCGAUCGUCAUCGUCCGGCAGAGGAGCUACAGCCCAUGGUGCAGACGUGCGACAGCCUAGCCGAUGAAUGUGUGCAACGUCUCAACCAGCUUCCAUCCCCUGAUGGCGAGACCAAGACCUUCAAGAAAGAUCUAUACGGCCUGCUGAAGGAUCAUGCGGAUGAAGACCCUAAACUGAAGGAGCUGUGGACACAGGUCAAUACGGUUCCGGAAUGGGUGGACUGGGACCAGAUCCAGAGAGGACAAGAUGUCUUUUACCGUUAUGGCUUGCCCAUCUUGAACGUGGUAGGUGUGGGCGCGAUCCGAGUUGUCGAGACACUCGCCCGAACCGGUGGGUUUGGCGCCAAGGUUGUUCGACGCCGACUGCUAGAGACCCUCCAGCAUGUCCUCCAGGUCAACAGCUCAGCAGAGGGUAUGAAACCCGGCGGCGAAGGCAUGGUUUCCUCUGUGCGCGUGCGGCUCCUCCACUCGUCCGUUCGUCUCAAGAUCUUAAGUUUGGUUGAAGAAAAACCAGAGUAUUACGAUGUCCAGAAGCAUGGUACCCCUGUCAGCGACCUGGACUGCAUUGGCACCAUCAACACCUUCUCCAGCUCCGUAGUCUGGCUCGGUCUUCCACGCCAGGGUAUCUAUCCCAGUCAGAAGGAAAUUGAAGACUACAUUGCGCUGUGGAGACUGGUUGCGUAUUAUAUGGGCACGCCAACGGAACCGUUCGAGUCCCCGACCAAGGCCCGCGCCAUGAUGGAGUCCCUCCUCCUCACCGAGAUUGAUCCCACGGAGACUGGCAGGGUCCUGGCAAAGAACAUCAUCAUCGGGCUGGAGAACACGGCCCCCGCUUAUGCCUCGAAGGAGUUCAUGGAAGCCAUGAGCCGACUCCUCAACGGCGACGCACUCGCGAACGAGCUGGAUAUCCCGAAACCCACUCUGUACUACCGGAUGCUGAUCUGGGGGUAUGUGUUCUGGGUUGUAUGGGCCUCAUACUUGAUCCCGAAGAUCGGAUUUCUUGACCGGCUCAUGAUUGGAGUAAGUUAUUUUCCAUCUUUCAGUUGA
Molecule: messenger RNA, 1116 nt
Organism: Penicillium riverlandense
Lineage: Eukaryota; Fungi; Ascomycota; Eurotiomycetes; Eurotiales; Aspergillaceae
Product: oxygenase MpaB family protein
Exons: 2
Coding region: 1-1116 (371 amino acids)
Molecular function (GO): oxidoreductase activity
Source: RefSeq, a predicted model, not a curated record